CGUUGACUGGGUGCGUGGCAUCGAACUCUCCACUGCAACCCAAAACUCAUCCUCGUAUUCUUUCUGCAGCUGGCUUCCAUCUCCAUCUACUAUCAAGCACUUUCUCUACUACUGGCGCUCUUUUUUACUCCCCCACACUCGUUGUUUGCUGGGCCGCAGUAUAUCUUACUCCUUCGUUUCCUCAAACUUCGGCUCCCUGUCACCUGUGGGUCCCCGAUUGUGAACAGGGGCGAUCACGCACAGGCGAAACACCGGUCACAGCGGUCGAGACCACGACCAGGGGACUAUCAUAGGGUAUUGCAUUUCUGAGCAAGAAACACGACAACCCUUACGACUUUCCCAAAGAGCAUCCCGUACCAGUAUCGUAUCCGAGUAUACACUUUCUUGGGGCGAAAGCCUUUCCACUUUACCCAAUAUGCGGAACGCCCGCCGAAUUCUACUUUCGCUACUCGCGAGCUCGCUGCCGGCCAGCGUGCUCGCGGCAGAUGUGCUAUCAACCGAUGGCUAUUCUUUGUGUUCGACAUCAGACGACAUCAAAGUCGAAGCAUUAGACGCGUCAUACGAUCGAAACACCAGACUCAUCACAUUCAACGUUGCUGGAAGCAGCGCGAAGGAACAGAAAGUACUGCUACAUCUCGAUGUCCAGGCGUACGGGAGGCAAGUCUACGAGACGGACUGGGACCCUUGCAGUGGUGAUAAGAGGGUUGAACAAAUGUGCCCGGUACCUGCAGGCAACUUCUCGAGUAAAGGAUCGCAAACAAUACCGGAGGAAUAUGCGAGUAAAAUUCCAGCUAUUGCGUUCAACAUUCCGGAUUUGGAGGGCAUGGUGAAGUUGUCGGUCAAAAGUGCAGAUGGUGGACAGGAAAUUGCUUGCGUGGAGUCUUCGGUCGGGAAUGGCAAGACGAUCAAUAUUCCGUCAAUUGGAUACGCGGCUGCUGGUGUCGCCGCUGCUGCGCUUGCGAUGGGCGCUGUUGGUGCCAUGGCUGCUGGUGGAGGUGGAGCUGGCGCAACCACACCUUCGCCCACUUUCACGGAAGUCAUUGGUUGGUUCCAAGGAAUGGCGAUGAACGGCAUGAUGUCUGUUCAAUACCCAAAGGUGUACCAGAGCUUUACAACGAACUUUGGCUUCUCAUGCGGCUUGGUGCCAUGGGGCCAAAUGCAGACGGCGAUCGAUAACUUCCGAGCGAGCACUGGAGGAAAUACCACGCACAACAGCUACGAAUGGCUGAAGAAUAAUGCCACGCUGGUGUACACAAAGCCAUCCAACGGCUCUUCUGUCGCCAAGCGAGCGCUGGACUCUGUGCUAUUGUGGGCACGAGAUGAGAUCAGUACGUCUGUCAACGGCACUGAAGUCAACAUUGGAGGCGACGGUUCCAGCGAGUCGAACGAUGCGCCAACCGCAAGUGAGAAGGAGCAGCACUUUGUUCAGGGCAUUCAGGCCUACGCCGAGCAACUGUCCAUUCCAUCAUCGAGUACCUUUAUGAACAUUCUUCUGGUGUGGGCCAUCGUGGUAGCAUCGAUCGUCGUGCUCAUUCUGCUCUUCAAAGCCAUUCUGGAAGCCUGGGGCCAAUUCGGCAAGCUCAGUCCGUACUUCGAGUCAUGGCGCAAGCGAUACUGGUGGCGCAUGGCAAAGGCAAUUACGAACUUGAUCCUCAUGCUUUACGGAGUCUGGACAUUGUGGUGUGUCUACCAGUUCACCAGCGGAGAUUCUUGGGCAGCAACGGUCCUGGCUGCUGUCACCUUUGCGCUGUUCACGGCGCUUCUGGGGUGGUUCACAUGGAAAAUUGUCUCCAAAGCGCGACAGGCCAAGAAAGCGCAGGGUGAUUCGUCACAGCUGUACGAGAACAAAGAGACCUGGAUCAAGUAUUCGCUCUUUUACGACAACUACAAGAAGGGAUACUGGUGGAUCUUCAUUCCUACGAUUCUGUACAUGUUCGUCAAGGGCUGCAUUAUCGCAGGCGCAGACGGACAUGGAAUGAUUCAGGUCGCCGGGCAGCUGAUCGUGGAAGCGCUCAUGCUGGUUCUUCUCCUCUGGUCAAGACCCUACGAGCGCCGAAGCGGAAAAUGGAUCAACAUCACGAUUCAAGUCGUCCGAGUGCUGUCAGUGGUUUGCGUUCUUGUCUUCGUGCAAGAGCUUGGGCUGAGCCAAACCACGCAAACAGUGACUGGAGUCGUACUCAUUGUCGUGCAGUCUGUAAUGACUGGAAUUCUCGCAAUCCUCAUUGCGGUGAACGCCAUUAUUGCCUGCGUCAAGGAGAACCCUCACAGACGCGCACGCAAGGAACGCGAAAAGAUGAAGAACGACUUCGAUGCUCUUACUCCACUGGACGCACGAAACAGCCUUCUCAUGACAGAUGUCAAGCACCCAGCCUACAGCGAACAAGACACUUCAUACAAAGCAGCUCCUAUCGUGUCUGCUUCUCCAUUUGGAGCUCCUGCUCGAGGCCGCUACGACCCUGUCGAGCAACAGCGGCGAACAGAGUCUCCCGCAGGUCACAACUUCCACGAUGAUGACCACUUGAUGUCUUCAGCAGCCAGCAUGGGGAGACACGAACCCGCAUAUCGAGACCACAGCCGCGACUCCUCAAUAUCCCGGCCCCACGAUGUCGAACGACAACCACGUCUGCCAGAUCUGGAUUUUGGCCGAAGGAUGUAAAAGUGAAGAAUGCAUUUUUGUUUAUUAUAUGAACAGCAGGAAGCGAGGCAUUUUUCUCCUUUUAGCGCAGCGCUCCUUCCUCACAUGCCUUUCCUUGUUUUGAUCCGGCACGUAUUUCUCUGGGAGUUUUUGUCCACUUUGUACAGGAAGAGCUAAGGGCGCAAAGCAAGACAAUGGGCAAUUUGUGUAUAGGGAGUCGGAACUGAACCUGGCCUUGAGAAGAGAAGAAAGAGUAGAAAAUGUUUCAGCAAGCGCAGCGCAGCAUAGCAAGCAAGCAGUAACGGCAGUCCAUCGAAAGAACGAAAAGAUGUGUGUAUAGAGAAUACUUGUUGUAAUUUUUUGGAUCUUCGUUUAUGAUAAUCAUUCAAAAGUCAUGAUUGCUCUUCUUCUUGUUGUACUUGGUUUUCUGGUUGCUUCGUACAGUUUGACGCGUGGUUGCGGAGGCUCAUCGGACAGAAUUAACUAAGUCUCUUGCAGUCUCAGGCUACCGGAGGAGGCAGAGGCCGAGACUCCGUAGACAGGCUUUCUCCGUAUGCAUGAGGCUGUGUACGAUCUGAUAUAGCAAAUACGGUGGUGUCGUCUUCACCGCCUACUGCUUGAGAGUAGCAAACCGGGAUCUGGGACAUAUGCGC
Messenger RNA from Cercospora beticola, 3288 nucleotides. Its product is annotated as transient receptor potential ion channel family protein. The record is from RefSeq and is a predicted model, not a curated record. NCBI's taxonomy places the organism in Eukaryota, Fungi, Ascomycota, Dothideomycetes, Mycosphaerellales, Mycosphaerellaceae. Gene Ontology annotation, biological process: fungal-type cell wall biogenesis; transmembrane transport. Gene Ontology annotation, cellular component: membrane.